Messenger RNA from Plasmopara halstedii, 5214 nucleotides. Its product is annotated as adenylate kinase. Lineage: Eukaryota; Oomycota; Peronosporomycetes; Peronosporales; Peronosporaceae. The coding region runs from base 1 to 5214 and encodes 1737 amino acids. Gene Ontology annotation, molecular function: AMP kinase activity; ATP binding. Gene Ontology annotation, biological process: nucleobase-containing compound metabolic process. The record is from RefSeq and is a predicted model, not a curated record. The transcript is spliced from 2 exons.
AUGGAGCAUUCAGAAGUGUACACUAUUCGACGAAGUGAAGAGCGUGAUCAGAUCCAAGUGCUUGAGCUAGACUCACCCAGUAAAGAUGCUCGUCGGGCAUACUUUGGUCGUACACAAGUUGGUGUUGUAAUUGAAACGUCAUUAUUGGCACUGACAGCGACAGAUCCAGCAAGACCCGAACGAGUUUUAGGCUUUGCUGCGUUUGAUAGCUCGCCGUUGGGUGAAGUGGCUACUGAAGCUUGUUUUCCUGCAUUUCUUGAACACAAGUUCGAUUUGCCUCCUACUUCAUCCUUCGUGUUUCUGACAUACAUUGCCCAAAGGCAGGCGAAGACGAACCGCUCGCCAGUACUGAAGCAUCUACUGCAGACAACGUUCGGUACUUUAUCGCAUAUUCAAUGCGUGCUGCUUGUUUUUCCAGAAGAUGUGAAUCUGGUCGAGGCUGAACCAGCGCUGGCCAAGUUUUUUGAACGGGUACCGGCCCGUUCAACUCCGAUGCAAGUUCCGAAGGGUUCACAAGCGACUAUGGCUGAAUGGAGACGUCUUGAACAACAAUUUGCCAAAAACGACAAGAAGUUUUGUCAGUUUACAGUGUACCAAGCAAAGGUGGAAGCGUUUUACCCACCCGUCAAAGUCCGUCGCGCAAGAGUAGAAGACCACGACGAUGUGGAGCCGAUUUUGACGGCACAAGCUGAUAGCGUUUCCUCUGCCUUUGGAGAAUAUUUCUUGGCGGAACUUAUCAAUGACCAAGACGAGCACAACGUUUGUUUAAUUGCUGAAGCUUCAAGUAGUACAACGAGUUGUGCGAGUCAAAAUCGAGCUGUGGGUCUAUUGGCGAUCUCAGAUCAGAUCGAUGUCUGCACUCUUCAAGAUAAUUUUGCUCUCAAAGCACUCAAUGAUUUAGCUAAUAGUACUUCAGCGACUGACGCAGUUACGCCACCGAGACUAGUGAUUGCUGGCCCACCUGCUGGAGGAAAAGGUACACAAUGCGAGCUUUUGGUUGAGGCUUUUAAUGUGCUCCACCUUUCAACAGGUGAUCUUUUACGCGCAGCAGUGGCGAGUGGCUCACCACUGGGGCUUAAGGCUCAGCAAUUUAUGGACUCUGGACAAUUAGUGCCUGACGAGCUAAUUGUAGACGUAGUACUUGAUAGGUUGGGUCAAUCCGAUUGUGAAGUGCGAGGCUGGCUACUGGAUGGUUUUCCACGUACAGCCACACAAGCCGAGGCAUUAUUAGCUGCAGGUUUCUGUCCCGAUGCAGUCAUUGCCCUAGAUGUACCAGACGAGGAAGUCGUACGGCGUAUUGCUGGGCGUCGAGUUGACCCAGAAACAGGAAAAACGUACCAUCUUGAGUUCAAUCCACCGCCAGAAGAAGAACUAGUGCUUGCUCGGCUCGUACAGCGCAGCGAUGAUACGGAAGCUACAAUACGUGAGCGUCUUUCAACAUUUCACAAGCAUCUGGCCUCAGUUCUGUCUGCGUUUCAAUCAAUCCCAGGCUCUCGAGGUGCACAGAUCAUUACUGUGAAUGGACUUCAGUCUAAGCAUGUGGUCGCACAGUACAUUAUUCAUCAGAUUCGUAUCAUCAAAACGGCGCAAAAACUACAAGUGCUGAUUCAAAGGCGUGACGUGACACCUCCAAAGCUGGUCAUUUCGGGUCCACCAGCAGGAGGCAAAGGCACACAAUGUGAACAGCUAGUAGCAUUGCUUAAUAUUGUGCAUUUGUCCACUGGAGAUAUACUACGCCAGGCAAUCCGUGAUGGAUCACCUCUAGGAAUUCAGGCUCAAAAUUUCAUGAAUGGAGGUCAAUUAGUGCCCGAUGAGUUGAUUAUGAACGUUGUGCUUGAGCGUAUCGUACAACCAGAUUGCGAGAGGCGAGGGUGGUUGCUUGAUGGAUUUCCACGUACAUCUACGCAGGCUGAAGCUCUGCUAGCAGCUCGUAAUGGAAAAGCGGCUCCGGACUACGUGCUUGUACUUGAUGUGCCGGACGACGAAGUCAUUCGUCGAAUCGCCGGGCGUCGCGUUGACCCCGAGACUGGGAAAACGUAUCACGUUGACUUUAAUCCUCCACCUCCCGAGAUCAAAGCGCGUGUAAUCCAGCGUAGCGAUGAUACGGAGGAGACACUACGUACGCGACUGGAGCAAUUUCAUGCGCAUAGUGAUAGCGUAUUAGCUACAUUCAAAGCUUAUCGCGGCGACAACGGCUCAGCGAUUCAGAUCAUUCGGUCUGACGGGUUGCAAUUGGCUCCUUUAAUCACCAAGGCUUUUAUGACUCCGAUGAUUCAACGUUGUAAAGAGGCAGAAGCGAGUUUGUUGCAACGAUCUGGAGCAGACAGUUUUCUUAAGAUGAUUCGUGCCGAAGCGCGCACGAAUUGCUUCGCUAUUACAUUAUUUUGCGUUGACGAAAAUGCGUUUGAGCGCUCAUCGUCAAUGGAUUUACUGUCAGCAGCGUUUGCUGCCUUCCCAACUCGUGACUACUGUUUACUCACUCUGCCCACACAUGCACGAGAGCCUCCGUGUCUCAAAUUCUUCUCUCGAAUUCCAGCAAAUCCGGCAAGUACAUUCACGCAUGCUCUGUAUGUGUUACAUCGUGAGGCAAUUUCUUUCUUCUGCCCACGUAUGAGCGAUGAUCGUAUCGUUCUUAACCCCGUACGGAUUGACGUGCAACGUUUUCUUCCGAGUGACGUCAGCGCUGCCGAAGACAAGGCAGAAUUGGCUCCAUUUAUUACUGGACUCAAUCGUCAAGCACGCUUAGAAGUCGAUCAAGAGCUUGCAAGUGCCAUGGAGGAAGCGGAAAGUGAUUUAAAGGACUUGCCGCGACAUGUAGCAUUCAUUGUGCGUGCGAAUGGACGAAUUGUAGGGCUGGCCACGCUUGAGAGACAGCCGGAUAUGUCCAGCUUCUUGCCUCAACACUUUGAUAUUGAUCGGGUAGCACGCAUGACAAUCCACCGUCCCAGAGAUCUGGCGUUUGUGCGUCACUUGAUCCUUAAUCCCAUCUUUGCAUCGUGCUCGCGCUUUGUCCUACUCGAGCUCAUGCGUCUUUUCCAGAAGACCUGCCUUAUGUAUCAGGUGCCAACCGAGGGUUCCGACAAGUCAAGUCCAGCGUUGUUUAGUGCGUUAGACGAAUUUGUGCUGGCUCCACCUCGACGGGGUGUACGAAUCAGCACAGCACGAGAUUUUCAAGCUACGACCAGAGAUGAUGAGAAUCUAGACGACAGCAUAAAAGAUGAACGGGAGCGACGACGACAAGCAGCACUUUGUGCGGCCUUUGCACUGUUCGUUCUUCCUAAACGCUUGCUGUCUGAGCCCAAGCUGACGGUAAAUCAGAGGAUAGUUUUUGUGGGAGCAUCGGAUGCUGCUUUGAGCUGUUUGACUCGCUUGGUUGCGAUACCAUACUUGCACUUUUCCAACCUCACCCUUGUGUCUUCUCAUGGACUGACGGUAGCACCGACGGAUGAAGACGAAGACAUUACUAGCCCCAAACCUUCAAAUUUUGUACGAAAGAGUCUGUUCAAUGCAGUGGAGCUCAAGCAGUUUAGCUUACGUACUCAUGUUCGAGUUGUUGCGAGUCGCAUGGUGCGUCUGGACCGGAAUACUCGUGCUAUCAUUCUGCAAGAUGGUUCUUGUAUACCGUACGAUUAUUUGGCACUAACGGCAGGGCUUCAAGAUGGUACGUGUACUGCACUUGGGAAGCUGCCACGCUUUGUGGAUGAAGAUUUUAGUGAAUCAAACGGAAAAAUGAUUCAAGCGACGUAUUCUUCCCCGGUAGUUCCGGAUCACAUGGUGGCACUAGGAGAUCUAUCAACAGCCCAAUGGCUUCACACGGCAAUGAACAAGGCGCUCACAUACGCGAAUGACGGAAAUGGAGAAGUUUUUGUAGUGUAUGGCAGCACAUUGUUGGCACUUCAGGUAAUACAAGCGCUACUGGCUCGUGGAAUAAAGGGAAACAGCAUUCAUCACGUUUCCCCAUCACGUGAGAAAGGAUAUGGCGUGUUUGAAGAUGCGGUGGUGCGCGCUGAAAUGGACAAGCAGUAUAGUACAAGUGGAGUCUCGCUUCAUGCUGGAAUGAAGAUCAUUCAAAUCGAAACCAAGCCAGAGAACGACAGUGAGCUUCAAGGUGUCCGCAUCAUGCCUUUACAUGACUCAAAAAAUACCGUGCUAGCUGAUGGCGGUACAAGAAAUUUGUCGGUGGAAGGCAAGUUUCUGUCAUGCUCAUGGUUGUUGUGUUGCCAGCAGAACGACUCGGAUGCUGACCUGUUUCGUGCCGUGAAUGAAAGUGGUCUCGUGUACGACGGACGUCUUGUCGUGGAUGGUCAGAUGCGCACGACUGAUACGCACGUGUUGGCUGCAGGAACAUUGUGCCGGUUUUCAAGGCGUUUCAUUGAUGCCAAGUUGCAUGAAGGCUACAGCAGCCUUGAAGGUGGUAAACUGCUCGCGAACUCGCUACUUCAGCUCGUUGAUCCCUUAGCGCUUCUUGAUUCGUCCUCGAUUGCUCACUCAUCUACACAAUCGACAAAGACACGCAUGAUACCACCACCAAAGAUGGAGAUGCCAAUUAUUCGUAGCGCUGUCGUCCUUGGUGGUAAGCACUACGUACAAGUCAGUGUACCUGAUCUAACCAAUACGUUAGCAUUACAUCCACUGUCCACAAACACUGCAUCACAAGCAACUGACGUGAACCUCAUCGAUACGGACAAUCGUGCACCGUCUAGUCUUGGUAGAAAAAUUAACGAAUCAUCGAGAUAUACGUGUCUGUUUUUUGACGAUGUCGGAGUGCUGAUUCGGCUCGAGUAUUUGGGAGACGAUCCCGUGUCCGUCCGCAAUCUCCAAAACCUUGUGGGGCUGCACGAAGCGUAUCUCAAUAGUGCAGUGGCAUCGUAUUCGGCGGGCAAAGUGGUCGACUGGGUGACGUUUUUUGCCCAACCGUGGGCCAGCGCUCUGUAUCACGAUCGAUUUCCGGCUUUCCGUGCCAGAUUGCGUGAGUUCUUGGCCAAAGAUGAUGAGGUUCGUGCGAUUGCAGAUGACGCAGUGGCGUUCAUGCGAGAGACUGGCGAUACGAUGGGGGCGAUAGCAUUGGCACAGGAGCGUGUUGGACGUGGCGGUGGUAAUCUAGAACCGUCUACUCGACGACUUGUGGAGAGCCAAGUGCUCGAGUUCUUAAGUUCCAACCGAGAUGUCUUGAACAUGUUUUUGCUGCCUAAAGGACAACAGAGUAGCAAGUGA